AUGGACUCAGCAUUUCGCCAAUUACUCCGCAAUGCGACUCCCGGCUUCAUCUUCAGGCGCACAAUCGACGGACUCGGCGUCUUCUGCGCCGUCACCUUGAUGUGGGAACACUUCUACACGAUUCAGAGAAGCGAGGGUCCUUCGAUGUACCCUACCCUAGAUGUGCGAGGGGACUGGCUACUUAUAUCCCGCCGCCAUGAUCAUGGCAAAGAUAUAAAAGUCGGCGAUAUCGUGCGCUUCUCCCAUCCGUCCUUCUUGGGCGUUAAUGGUGCCAAACGCGUGCUUGGUAUGCCCGGUGACUUUGUGUGCAAGGAUCCGGCUUUUAGUACAGAGGUUGGCGCGGAUAAUGAAAUGAUUCAGGUUCCUGAAGGACAUGUUUUUCUCGCCGGUGACAAUUUACCCUGGUCCAGGGAUUCGCGAAAUUACGGACCCGUGCCUAUGGGAUUAAUCAAUGGCAAGAUAAUCGCUCGAGUAUGGCCUCCGUCGAAAAUGCAAUGGGUCGAGAACACAAUGCAGCCGCGAAGUGGGCAAUGA
Talaromyces atroroseus is the source of this 534-nucleotide messenger RNA. RefSeq lists its product as hypothetical. The transcript has 2 exons. The coding region runs from base 1 to 534 and encodes 177 amino acids. Gene Ontology annotation, molecular function: serine-type endopeptidase activity. Gene Ontology annotation, cellular component: membrane; mitochondrial inner membrane peptidase complex. The record is from RefSeq and is a predicted model, not a curated record. Lineage: Eukaryota; Fungi; Ascomycota; Eurotiomycetes; Eurotiales; Trichocomaceae.